Messenger RNA from Menidia menidia (Atlantic silverside), 1539 nucleotides. Lineage: Eukaryota; Metazoa; Chordata; Actinopteri; Atheriniformes; Atherinopsidae. The record is from the annotation of a GenBank genome assembly.
AAAAAUGUUGGUUUCCAGUUAACGUUUGUGUGAAUGUUGUUAGAGGCCAGCCCUAGAACCUCCUCAUAGUGGUUUACACCUUAAAUAAUUUGUACUAGAGUAAAGUCUUAGAAUGUGACUUCAGCAUGAAAACUAUUAUUUAAAUGCUUUGAAAAUAUAAGUUUGAAAAUAAUUUCUAUAGCACAAGUGAUUACUUAACUUUUCAGGAUUUUACAGAGUGCAUACAGUCAAUUAUGCUUAUGCAUCAAAUCACACUCCAAAGUAAAUGAUCAACCAGUGCUCCUCUGUGCUUCUGAUUGGUCCGAGGUUCUGUGAAUUUAAGCGAGUGGGAGCACAACGAAGCAUCAGACCGGCUGAAAAAGAGGAACUUCUGCACAAGAAAGGCCACGGGCUACAAGAUUGUGAGUUCAUGAAUCCCAACAAUUUCCCAAGCUCCCAAACACAGGGAUGGAACAACAAGUCCUUCUCAGGUGAGCCAUCUGCUCCUCCGCCCUAUUUUGGACAGUCUCAACCCAACCAAGGAUACACAACUCAACCGCAGGGCUUUACCUUUUCAACAAAUAUUCCACGAGCAGGAAUCAACCAGCAGCCUCACACUACUGACCGGCAACAGUUUGGGCAGCCUUCCCCAUACGCUCCACAGCCUUCCCCAUACGCUCCACAGCCUUCCCCAUAUACUGCGCAGCCUGCUUCGUAUAUAGUUCAAACUACUCAAGUCUCACAUGUACCUCAAACCCAUGUCAAUGACUACUUGGCCUACUCCAUCUUCACCAUGCUCUGCUGCUGCCUGCCACUUGGAAUUGGGGCUCUCAUCAGUUCCAUAUCAGUCCGUGAGGCCAAUGAAAGGGGUGACCAGCAGGCAGCUGCGCAGAAAAGCAGGACCGCACUGAUUUUAAACAACGUGGCCCUCGGAAUUGGACGUGUGGUCUUUGUCUCAGUAAUCAUUUUCGUGAUUGUUAUAAAUGUUAAUGUAUGAAUUUGUUUUAACAUCUGAAGUCACCUAAAACACUAAUUAAACAAUUUUUGUUUUCCGAUGAGAAUGCCAUCAGUCACACAUCAAAUGUUUCUCAUUUGAAUGUGCACUUUUCCAAAGGAUGAAUGCUGGUCUUUUUAAUGCACUGCUGGAUUCUGCUAAAGUGAAACACAAUCAUGUCUUCAUCUCUGACUUCUCUUUUCUCUGUGCAAAAUUAAUUUCUUCAGCGUUUAUAUGAUUAAGACAAUAAAGUUAAAUGUGCUAUCUAGACAUUACCAGAGAAUUUAUUGAAAAUAUUUCUAUAACAGAUUCCAUUCUGAUAUCAUGGAUGUUAUUAAAUGCUUUAAACAGAAUGCAGUGUUAACAAACACAUUUGUUAGUUUCUUGAAGGCUUUUCCUAUUUUAUCUUUUUUUCAAUAAUUUCAAAAUUAAUGCUACCUUCCUUGACCGGUUUAUGUUGUAUGACACCUCAAUACAGUUAAUUCAGUGGCCUUCUUUCAUGGAGCCGCACAGACCUGAACACACAGCUUUUUUUUGCAAAUAAAGUGUUCCUAUAUCAAAUCUUC